Messenger RNA from Henningerozyma blattae CBS 6284, 2901 nucleotides. It is a transcript of the gene RSC3, whose product is annotated as Rsc3p. Gene Ontology annotation, biological process: regulation of DNA-templated transcription. The record is from RefSeq and is a predicted model, not a curated record. Gene Ontology annotation, molecular function: zinc ion binding; DNA-binding transcription factor activity, RNA polymerase II-specific. The coding region runs from base 1 to 2901 and encodes 966 amino acids. NCBI's taxonomy places the organism in Eukaryota, Fungi, Ascomycota, Saccharomycetes, Saccharomycetales, Saccharomycetaceae. The transcript has a single exon.
AUGGAUGUCCGCGUAAGAAGAAUGAAAAAACCACCCGCAUGUACUCAAUGUCGUAAAAGAAAGGUCGGUUGCGAUAGAGUCAAGCCCGUCUGUGGUAAUUGUAUGAAAAAUAACAGGGGUCAACAAUGCUUUUAUCCCAAUGUCCCUGGUCAAUUUAUGGAUGCUGCCUCUAUGGCCAAUGUCCCCACGGGCAUAUCCAAGGCUGCUGAACUUGACCGUUCUUUAUCAUACAUCCAACAGAAAGAAUCGAUGAUCUUUUCUCCACAAUAUAAUUCUGAAUUGGCUUCUUUAGAACAAAUUAGAGAAUACAAUACAAGAUUACAACUGCUAAAUAAUUCUAAUCUUUCAAGUAACCUAAAUGCUUUGAAUAAAAAUGGGCUAAAUACUAUUAAUAGUACUGGUAAUGGCCCAAACAAUAAGCCAAAGUUCAUACCUAGAACUUCCUUACCACAAUUUAAUAAGUCUGCAAAAUUUGAGAGCAAAAAAGUUUCUAAACUAAAUAAUGAUGAUAAAAAUUCUGUAAAUCUAAAUUGGAUUCAAGGACCUGCUAUUUUCGACUUAAAAAUCUCUAGAUAUUCAAAAUAUGAAAUAUUAGCAAAAGAAUUAGAUUUCAUUAAGUCUAGACUUUUAGAGCUGCAAGAUUUAACUGGGAAAGACCUUUCAAAUUUAAAUUUAUCUUGGAAUAAUAAUCCAUUCAGAGAUUUGAUAGAACUUUCUAACCAACAUAAUCAUAAUAAUAAUAAUGAUGAUGACGAAUGUACAAGUGAAAGUGAAAAUGAAAAUUCCAGUGACGAAGAUAUAUCUGAUGAUAAUACCACUUCUGCUAAGAAUACUUCAGAUAAUAACGGCAUCUCAUCUAAUAAUACCAACGUUGGUGAUAACCCUACUACCCUAUCCUCUUCUACAGAGUUUGAUAAAUAUACAGUUAUGGAUCCAGAAUUUAUCAAUAAGAACGAGGUAUUUAACUUUAUGUCCUUUAAGACAAAUUAUUCCAAAUCACCAAAUUCUAUUUUCCCUCAAGUUUCAGACAAUAAUAUAUUUGAUUCAAAUUACUUAGCUUCUAAGGAUUAUUAUCUCACAACUUUCUAUGAAAUUUUACAAAAUGUUAUUUCCAAAGAAUUCAGUCCUGAAUUAGAAAUUUUUAAAAGAUCUCAAUUAGAGAGUAAGGUUCCAGAAAAUAUAGCGAGAAAUAAUCAUAUGCUAUUAAAAUUCCCUAGAAAAUCCAUAAGUUUAAAAAUCAUAGAAUUUUUCCAAUCUACUGUAGCAGAAGCUCAUAUCUUAUUCCCAUUUAUUAAUAUUAAAGAUAUGCAUCUUACAAUUAGUCAAUUUUUUGCUUCUAAUGAAAUGAAUAACAAUAGUUCUGAAAAUACCGCUACUCCUAUUGUAAAAUUAGAUCCUACAAACUUCAAUCUAAAUAAUUUAAUUGAACUGGGUAAUAUUUCUGUGGUUAUAUUAUUAACCUAUGAAUCAUUAAAUUCCACCGUUUUACUACCAUUAAAGGAUGAUGACUUGAUCGAAAUUUAUAAAGAAUUGAAAUAUUUUAACAUACAUUUAUUAGAAAAUUUAAAAAUUAUUGAAUCAUAUAUACUGAACUCAGAAUUCAUUUCUUACUCAAAUUCAGGUUCUAUUAUUAAUUCAGUAAAAUUUAUUUCGUUUAAAAAGUUUCUCUAUUCUAUUAAGUCAGAUUUCUAUCAAUUACCAGAUUUAAAUGAAGAUAUUAAUUGGUCAAGGAAAUUUUCGUUAAAUUUGGAAAAUAGUAAUACAAGUUUAAUUCAAAUCUGGAACUUUAAUUACAAAAAUUACUGUUGGAGACAUCUAUAUAAAGGUGGAAUUCCAAACCUAGCUAAUACAAUUGAAUUGAAUUCAAAUUUGAUUGUGGAUCCUCUAUUAGCCUUGGAUUAUUCUUUACUAAAAUUUCAAUCUGAUUUUCUAAAAGUGUUACAUAUUAAUGAUCAUUUAAUUAAAUUAGAAAGAGUGGAAAAUUUAAAAUUAAAUUACAAGAUAAAAAUUAAUGACCUAAAGAAUAGCAUUUCCAAUUUAAAACAUUCAAAUAUCUCAAGUUCAAUCCAUCACAUUGUCGAUGCUUUAAUUUAUAGAAAUUCUAUGUUAUUUUGGAGUUAUUAUCUCUUAUUACAUUAUGAAUUGAAUGAUAAUUUGAUUAAAUUCCAAGAGGUGUACAAAGAUCUUUUACAAUUGAUUCAGGAAACUUUGUUUUAUGUCUUUUCUAAUUUGGCAAGUUUGAAAUUUGCUGGUUAUGAAUUUUUCUUUGCUAAUAAAUCAUUUUUAACUUUAACAAAUAUAGUUCAAAUUAUUUUCAUUCUUCAUUCUCGUUGUUCUUCGGUACUGAAGAAUUCACAAACCAACAAACCCACUUCUUCUACUAAAUCAGAUACUUUAUCAGCACCCCCAGCCAAAGAUGAUAAAGAAGGCAAUAAUAUAACCAAUAAAAAUAAUGAUACUUCUAGUACGUCAAGCAGUUCUGGGUCUAUUGAUGAAAACUUCAUUUUCCAAAUGAAUCAAAAAUCAAACUAUUUGGUUUUACUAUUGCAAAAAAUUUUAAUGCUAUUAAAUGAUUACUCUAAAAAUUGUAAAACUAUAAACCCACUAUUAAAGAAUAUUUGUGCACAGAUCAAUACGUUUAUAUCGUUUAUUGAUAUGUCAAAUUCCAUUUAUGCUGAAAAGUACUUUAAGAACCUACCAAAUCCUCCGCAUACUAAUAUGUUUGAAAAAUUUGAGAUUACCUAUCUAAUAAGGUUUGUCAACAAAUUACACAAUGUAUCAGAAUCGUUGAUUAAAAAAGACUUUUAUGCGCUAAGAAGUCCAUACUCAGCUACAGAAAAACAAACUCUAGGUAUCACCAAGGAAAAUAUAUCUAACGUUUUUAGUGCCUUCUGUACCUAA